ACAUCUGCUGUCUCGGAAAGUGUUUUGGGGAACCAGGAGUUCAAAGACAGCUUUGACUCCGUGACGCAGUGUUAGCCAUGUUUACAGAGAAGGUUAGUUCACGGCAGGGGGGGGGGGUUACUUUGUGCUCAAACGCGUUAAAGAAGUGUGUAGUUCUCGUCUCAUGGCAGAAAUGUAAAGUGAACACUGGACAGUGAACUCAGGACACUUUGGUAGCUGGGGAAGUGUGUUGAAAUGCAAAGCGUGUAGGACAUUAAACUGUUCCCACUCGCAUUGUUCCAUAAACAACUUCAUCACCUGGCCGUGGCGGGUCAUGUCAGCAUCCCCAGCAGCUGCAGCCAGCUCAUCCCUGCAGCGGGGCGCACACGGCGGCUCCCCGACAGCCUCCUGUGGCAACACCUCCACCGCGGUCCGGUUGCAGCCUAUCCGCGCCACGGUGCCGUACCAGCUUUUGGGUGGAAACCAGCACAGCCCAACCCGCUCCGCUUCCUGCUCCUUCUCAGUAGCCGGGAGCAACUCAGGUCCGACGACGUCCCGUAGCUCCAGUCCUGCCAACCCGGGUGGAAGCGGCUCGGACGGCAGGCUGGUCCCCAGGCAGAGGCUCUCCCCACCGGACACUACGAGCUCACCAGAACUCUCUCCCUACUCCUCUGUUUCCAAAGCUGAAGGGACAAAGUCCCAGCAGGUCCAGAGCUCGGGGGCUACUUGGCGGACUUCCUCCCUAGGCGCUAUUACUGGGCCCUACCUCACUGGACAGUGGCCUCGUGACCCCCAGGUGCACUACCCAUCUUGUAUGAAAGAUAAAUCCACACAGACUCCUGGAUGUUGGCGUGAGGAGACGAGGAAGAAGACGGCCCCCCACCAGCGCUCAGCGUCCUGCAGCGCCGACCAGCUCAAAGAGCAGAUUGCGAAGCUCCGGCAGCAGCUCAAGCGCAGUAAACAAGGAGGACGCCGCAGUAAAGACGAGGAGCGGCUGUCCCCCCUGCAGAGCAACACCAUCACCUGCACCACCGACCACAGCUCCACAGCCAGCCACGUCCAGCAGUUUUCAAUGUCGAAGUCGGCCCAGAUGCCGCUGUCCAGCAUCACAGUGCCAAAGCCUUCCAUCUCCAGGGUGCCCAGCAGCAUGGAGGGCAUCAACCACGAGCUGGAGAAGGUGUUCAUCAAAGACGACGGAGAGAAGGAGGAGCUGAAGUCUCUGGAGGUUCCUGAUGGCCGCCGAGCUCCCUUCCCUCCCCAGCAGCGCAGCAGCAGCACCCGCAGCGUGGACACGCAGACUCCCUCAGCCCCCGGACGCUCCAGCAGCUGCUCCAGCCUGUCGCCCUGCCCCUCGCCCGCCUGCCCGCCUGGAUCACACGACGGCAGUCCUUACUCCACGGAGGACCUGCUGUACGACCGGGACAAAGACGGUGGAAGCGGCUCCCCUCUGCCCAAGUUUGCCUCCUCGCCCAAACCCAACAACAGCUACAUGUUCAAGCGAGAGCCGCCAGAGGGCUGUGAGAAGAUCAAAGCGUUUGAGGAGACGAGCUCCAGGACGUCCGGCUCGGCCUCGGUGCCGCUCUUCUCCUGCCCCGACAAGAACAAGGUCAACUUCAUCCCGACGGGCUCGGCCUUCUGCCCCGUCAAACUCCCCGGCUCCCUGCACCUCGCCCCGGCCUCGCAGCGUGAGGACAACGGGGAGGCGGCGUCCGGCUCACGGCUCCAGGGGGCCACAUCGCUCUACGGAGCCCCCGCUCAGGUCUCCACGAGCACCAGCACAGACGAGCCCCCGGAGGAGCCCGGCUCGCCCUCAGAGACUGCUGACCCCCCGACAGACAGCUGGACCUGAGUAGAGCUGGCCUCUGACUCCACCGAGCAUCACCACUGACUGUCCCACCAACUCCUCCCUGUGCUGACCCCCUCCACCCCUUCUGUCUCUGCAUGACGUAGCAGCAAUGUCCUGAAAUCAGCACCACCACCACCACAAAGACUCCACCGCAAUGUUCUGUCCUGCAUAAUGUCUGAGCUGCUGCUGCGGGACGUGAUGUUGUCAUCGGCAGGCGUCAGAGGGAAGAAUAGAGCCCGAUGGAUGAGGGGGGGGCAUGCAUUUUAAACUGGUAGUAUAUUUCUGACUAAAUGAUGUGUUGUGUUCUGUUUCAACAUUCACAGUAUGAAUAAGCUCUCUAAACAUACAUAUAUAUAUAUAUAUAUACAUAUAUAUACACAUAUAUCUCUAUGAAAAGAAAGAAAGAUGCUCGUUUUAUCAUGUACCAAACAGCUGUUCAGGAUUAUGUUUACACUAUCCAGGUUCUUAAACUCUGUCGGAAAACAAAAUGCAAUGAGAACAUAAUUUGUGAAAAGAUGGAUUCUAAUUGGUUGCACAGUUUCUGCAUCCGGCCUCGCUUCAGGUAUUUCACAAUCGGAGUCUUUACUCAGGUAAAUUGGAAUGUAUGUCCAUACAAAUAUCUGCAGCUCGACAAUGCAGAACAGAUUCACUGUCAUUGUUUCUGGUUCUUCUCAUUCCCAGAGCAAGGUCUAGAGGUCUGCAGAGGGCUGCAGGACUUUAGAGGUCUGCAGGACUUUAGAGGUCUGCAGGACUUUAGAGGUCUGCAGAGGUCUACAGGACUUUAGAGGUCUACAGGACUCUAGAGGUCUGCAGAGGUCUACAGGACUUUAGAGGUCUACAGGACUUUAGAGGUCUGCAGGACUUUAGAGGUCUGCAGGACUUUAGAGGUCUGCAGAGGGCUGCAGGACUUUAGAGGUCUGCAGGACUUUAGAGGUCUGCAGAGGUCUGCAGGACUUUAGAGGUCUGCAGAGGUCUGCAGGACUUUAGAGGUCUGCAGGACUUUAGAGGUCUGCAGAGGUCUGCAGGACUUUAGAGGUCUGCAGGACUUUAGAGGUCUGCAGAGGUCUGCAGGACUUUAGAGGUCUGCAGGACUUUAGAGGUCUGCAGAGGUCUGCAGGACUUUAGAGGUCUGCAGGACUUUAGAGGUCUGCAGAGGUCUGCAGGACUUUAGAGGUCUGCAGGACUUUAGAGGUCUGCAGGACUUUAGAGGUCUGCAGAGGUCUACAGGACUUUAGAGGUCUGCAGGACUUUAGAGGUCUGCAGGACUUUAGAGGUCUGCAGAGGUCUACAGGACUUUAGAGGUCUGCAGAGGUCUAUAGGACUUUAGAGGUCUGCAGGACUUUAGAGGUCUGCAGAGGUCUAUAGGACUUUAGAGGUCUGCAGGACUUUAGAGGUCUGCAGGACUUUAGAGGUCUGCAGAGGUCUACAGGACUUUAGAGGUCUGCAGAGGUCUAUAGGACUUUAGAGGUCUGCAGGACUUUAGAGCUGCACAUUGGACGUAUAUUUGUACAAACAUUCUUUUCCUAAAAUAGAAAUGAUCUUAUUUAAAACUCAGUUUUUGGAGUCAAAGAAGCCGAUUUCUUGUGCAACUUAACAGAUUUCAUCAAGAGCAGAACCAGCUGACGUCCGUCUGUGUGAGCAACAACAACAUAUCGGACAACAUUACUUUAACACAAUUUAUUUUUCUCCUUGAAGUGGUUGAAGUCUCUCGUGGUGUAUCGGCCAACACUGUCCCGAUGCAGCGUCUGUGAUGUAAUACGGCCUCAUUAUUAAAUACAUGAGAAGUAACCCGAUUAGAAGGCGACCAAACAACACGACACUCUUUCAGAUCCGUCUCUGAGUCAUGAAGUCAGACAGACGCUUCCUGAUGAACGUUACACGUAUUUAACAUCUGUGCAGCUGUGCAGAGGCAGCAGGAAGGUUCUGGACAACAGUAGACGCAGUUUGCACGAGCUGAAGAUGAACUAUAGCCUUACAGGAUGAAUGUUUGCACAACUUUUAACUCCAAUCUGCAUCCAAACUAAGACUGUUCUGAGAAUCCAGAUCCAUUAAAAGCAUUCCAUGAGAUGUUUAGCAUCCGAGACUCUCAGCCUUUUGAUUUGAUCGUAAGACUCUCAGUGCGACGAGAUGUUUGAUGCCUGACCUGCCUCUGUCUGUGAUCCAACAUCUCAUCAGUCUAAAUGUUCUUUCAUUGCAACAUAACCUGCAUUUGUUUUGAUAUGUGGUGUGCUUGUGGAACCCCUGCGUUGACCUUUCAUGUUUUGUAUAUACGUGGCGUUUAAAGAGGCUCAAUGCAAUGUUGUGGUUUCUUAAGAUAGUUCAGCACCUUACCAAGAGCUUUGGCUUUCCCAAUGUCCCACAUAUACUCGGCAUUGGUAAACUAGAUGUGUGCAAUAAUAGAAGCAUACCGUGUUGUCCGUUCUUUGACACGAGCCGCUCAUCGUGCAUUCCUUUGGUUUUGAUCUUGGAGGCUGGAUCAGCAAGUAGUUUGUUGCUAAAGUCAUCAGCUGAUACAAAAGCAGCUGUGAGUGACCCGAGCACAUCGCAGAGUUCAUCUGCUCACGACACUCCCUGUGUAACCUGUUCAUGCACAAUGGCAAUAAAAACACUAUUGGUUGUUUUGUCCACGUGUUAGUGUGUGAGGAUCACACACACACACACACACACACACGUCUCUACAGCCGGUGUACGUGCACAGACAAACAUGAACGGCCUCCUUUAGACUCAUCAGUGCUGAUCCUGCUACAUCAAUGAUGAAGUGUGUCGAGCAGCAAUAACAAUAAUCUGUCAAACUGCCGUUCAGGGGACACUGAUCAACAAUAUUUCCAAUAUUAUUUAAAGGCACAUUGAAUUAUUAAAUAUAGUUUCUGCAGGACAUUAUACAUGUGAGCUUCAGAAGGUCCCUCUGUGGGUCGUACAGACGCUUCCCCACCAGGUGACCUGGGUUCCUCAGUUGCUGUUACUUUAACAAGGCGUCUGUAUCUCCCCCCAGCAUCUGUGAUUACAGGACAUGAAGUGCGAAGCUUUAAAACAUCAGUUCAAACACAAGCUGACAGUAAGUUCAGCGUCCGGCUGACCUUUGACCUUUGACCUGCCGUGUUCUGAUCCAUGAUGUUGGUGUACGAGAGUUUCAUGUUUUCAAUGAAUCGGUUUAGUUGAAGCGUUUCAAAGAUGGAACACUUUUAACAUUUACUUACAGAAAAUCAUUUGAUCAGAAAAAGUGUUUUUUGCCUUCGAGUGCUCAGAAAUGAUUUUAAUAAACAUCUAUAAUCACA
Molecule: messenger RNA, 5100 nt
Organism: Cottoperca gobio
Lineage: Eukaryota; Metazoa; Chordata; Actinopteri; Perciformes; Bovichtidae
Gene: glcci1a
Product: glucocorticoid induced 1a
Biological process (GO): podocyte development
Cellular component (GO): cytoplasm
Source: RefSeq, a predicted model, not a curated record